AUGUCUAGGGCUCCUAUUCUCAUUAAGGAGCUGGUCAAAGGGAACCAGGUGUGGAAAAUGCACAUCAGGGUCGUUGACCUGUGGAUUGUUACAGAAAAAGCAGGGUAUCAACACCUAGAGUUGGUUAUACAAGAUGGAACGGAUUGGAUAGAGCAGAUCAAAGAGCAUGCAACUUAUUAUCUGUAUAAUGGGGAUCCUGUGGUUAAUGAUGGCCCUUUGAAAGUGUGUUCGAACCCUCUCAAGAUUCUCUUUAAUGGAGGAACUACUCUCACCAAGGUGGACAUACCGGACAUCCCACCACACAAAUUCAACUUCCAUGCCAUUGAAAACUUUCUCAAUGGACAUUUCAAGCCUGAUAUGCUCUAUGAUGUUAUUGGUGUCUUGCAAGAUGUUGUUAAGACAAAAAUGGCAGGUGGCGGUAAGAAGUCCUGUACCAAUAUCACCUUACGUGACGUUGGAGGAAAUGCCAUUGAGGUUGCUUUAUGGGGUGAUUUUAGCAAACAAUUCAUGGACUACACUACUCUUGGCAAAAAUGUUGGUCCCACAGUUAUCAUUUUGACUCAUGCUUGGUGUAAGCCAAAUGCAGUAUCUGGAUUACCAAGUCUAUCUAAUGCUUGGAAUGGCUCGAAACUCCUGAUUAACUUAGACCAUCCACAAGUGGAAACCUUCAAAACCAGUUUUGGAGCAGCUGAUUUGUCAAAUGCAUCCAAUCUUUCUCUAUCACUAACUUGUGAUUCAUCCAUUCAAUCCACAAACCAGAAUUGGACUAGCCGUAAUGAGGUCAGGACUAUCCGUGACAUUUUUGAAGGAGGAAAGGAUUGUUUUGCAACUACUAUUGGAACUACCAAACGAUUCAAGGCUUCAAGGUUUGGAUGGUUCAAAAUAGAAGUUGAAGUUGAAUAUGAUGGCUUUGAUGGAACCUUUGUAUUUUGGGAUAAGGAUUGUGUCCCAUAUACUAAACUGUCUGCUAAAGAGUUAAGGCUGCUCAUGAUAGCGAAUGGAGAAGACAACCCAAAAAUAUGGCCGGCUCAAGUUGACAUUUUGUUGAAUAAGGAAAUGGCGUUCCGUAUCAAAUUUCAAUCAUCUUACAAACAAUUUUCAAUUGUGACAAUACUUAAUGAGGAUAAUGUUUACAACAAACUAAAGAGCUACCUAACCCCGUAUGAGCAUACCUCAAAUGCUCCUGUUUUGGAGAUCUCCAAUUCUGAUCUAAAUGAUAAUCCAACUGAACCUAUUAUGACACUUUCUGCUGAAGCUUCGAUAUCUCCUCAACCUUCGUCUGCUGCAAACCAUGCUUGGAGUCCUUCUGCAAGCUCCAGCAGCACACCUGCCAAGAGGGGAGCUAUAACAACAUCAGUUAAUGAGAUGAUUGAGGCUGAAGAUCUGACUCCUAAACAAUCUGCUACUAAGGCUAAGACUGGAAGAAACAUCAAGCUUAUCAAGAAGGAGUAA
Messenger RNA from Vicia villosa (hairy vetch), 1452 nucleotides. RefSeq lists its product as uncharacterized. The transcript has 10 exons. Bases 1 to 1452 code for a protein of 483 amino acids. NCBI's taxonomy places the organism in Eukaryota, Viridiplantae, Streptophyta, Magnoliopsida, Fabales, Fabaceae. The record is from RefSeq and is a predicted model, not a curated record.